CGAGGCCACCUGCCUGAGACCAUGAAACUCCUCAGUUACAUCUUACUUUACCGUCGGCUUCUCCUUAUAGCUGUCAGUUUGCUGGGCUUCUUGCCGCUUCCGCUCAUUAUCUCCACUAAGGAAGCACAAUGUGCCUAUGUACUCAUUGUUGUUGCCAUAUUUUGGGUGACAGAGGCUUUGCCUCUGUCAGUAACAGCUUUGCUGCCCGGAUUAAUGUUCCCCAUGUUUGGAAUCCUGUCUUCUACGCAGGUGGCAUCGACUUAUUUCAAAGACUUUCACCUUCUGUUAAUUGGAGUCAUCUGUUUAGCAACAUCAAUAGAAAAGUGGAACUUGCACAAGAGGAUUGCUCUCAGGAUGGUGAUGAUGGUGGGUGUGAACCCAGCAUGGCUAACCUUGGGAUUCAUGAUCAGCACUGCCUUCCUAUCUAUGUGGCUUAGCAACACCUCUACUGCUGCCAUGGUGAUGCCCAUCGUGGAGGCCGUGUCACAGCAGAUCAUUAGUGCUGAAGCAGAGGCUGAGGUCAACCAGAUGACUUAUAUCAACGAGGCUGCCAACGUUGGACUGGAUAUUGAUGAAACUGCUAUGGGACAAGAAACAAAGCCGAAGAACGAGAAAACAAAACCAUUGCCAGAGUAUAGUAAUGAUACCGGGGAAAUUUCAAGCAAGAUGGAGACUCGAAAGAAUUCUGUCACAGGAAAAAAAUAUCGAUCAAAGAAGGAUCACAUGAUGUGCAAACUUAUGUGUUUGUGUAUUGCUUACUCUUCUACCAUUGGCGGACUGACCACAAUCACUGGUACCUCCACCAACUUGAUCUUCACUGAGCAUUUCAAUACACGCUACCCUGAUUGUCAGUGCCUCAACUUUGGAUCAUGGUUUUUAUUUUCCUUCCCGGUUUCUGUCAUUAUUCUGCUGUUGUCCUGGAUCUGGCUUCAAUGGCUUUUCCUGGGAUUCAAUUUUAAGGAGAUGUUCAAAUGCGGCAAAAACAGAACAGCUAAAGAAAAAGCUUGUGCUGCAGUGAUUGAACAAGAAUACCAAAAACUUGGGCCAAUGAGGUAUCAAGAAAUUGUGACCUUGGUCCUCUUCAUUACAAUGGCCCUGCUAUGGUUCAGCCGAAAUCCAGGAUUUGUUCCUGGUUGGUCUGUACUUUUUGCAAAGUACGCUGGUUUUGUAACCGAUUCAACUGUUGCCUUAGUUAUAGGACUCCUUUUUUUCCUGAUCCCAGCAAAGAUAUUGACUAAAACUACAUCGACAGGAGAAAUUGUUGCUUUUGAUUAUUCUCCACUGAUUACUUGGAAAGAAUUCCAGUCAUUCAUGCCCUGGGAUAUAGCCAUUCUUGUUGGUGGAGGAUUUGCUCUGGCAGACGGCUGUCAGGAGUCAGGACUAUCUAUGUGGAUAGGAAAUAAAUUAUCUCCUUUAGGUUCAUUACCAGUAUGGCUAAUAAUUCUGAUAUCUUCUUUGAUUGUCACGUCUUUGACAGAGGUAGCCAGCAAUCCAGCUACCGUUACCAUUCUUCUCCCAAUAUUGUCUCCAUUGGCUGAAGCCAUUCAUGUGAACCCUCUUUACAUUUUGCUGCCUUCUACUCUGUGUACCUCAUUUGCGUUCCUUCUCCCGGUAGCAAAUCCACCCAAUGCUAUUGUUUUUUCAUAUGGCCAUCUGAAAGUCAUUGACAUGGUUAAAGCUGGACUUGGUGUUAAUAUCCUUGGUGUUGCUGUGGUGAUGCUCGGCAUACUUACCUGGAUUUCAUCUAUGUUUGACCUUCACACCUACCCAUCUUGGGCUCCUAUAAUUAGUAAUGUGACCAUGCCAUGACGGGCGCAGAAUUUCUUUCCAUCUCUUGGUGACUCUGAGGGAACCAUUAAGAAUUCACUGGAACAUAUGACUGUGUGUAACUACUGACAUUAAGGCAGCCAUAGUACAGCAGCUGCGGUUCCAGUGAAUUCGUGAAACCAGCUGUCAUAGCCGGGGCCCCAACUUUGUGUUGGGCCGUGAUGGACGAGUACCUGUCUGCCUUCACUGAGGGGCUUAGGUUUGAGCUUCUGCCCAUGGACUGUCUGCACCUUGCCUCCUCAUAAGAACAAUUUAUAAUUUGACUUUCAGAGAGGUUAGGCCACUUCGUUUACCUCAAAAUCAGAGUUCAGUGUAACAGUUCAAACAUUAAUUUAUUAAUUUAGAAACUUUCCAUGAAAUUAAGAACAGUAUACAAGUCAAUUCGCUACUGGGAUACAUCAUUUCUAUAGUGCUGUUCAAAGAAUUUGCUGAGAAACAAAGCCAUGGUCAUCUGGUGGUGUAGAAAAUUGCCUAAUGAAUGCAUUUCCUCACUUAAGUAAAAUUCAACAGGAUUAUUCUUAAUACACAUAGUAUAAAAUUGAAAUUGAAGAAGUACAUUAUUCUAAAUUUAUAACAAUCACAGAAAACUCAUUGGUAAUGAUUAAUUUCUACUUGAUCAGAUUGGUAGAAUAUUGAUCCAUACUUUCUGACAUCUGCACUGAGAAAUGUGUUUUGGAAAGCUGUGAAGAAGGCUUAAUAUGAUUUGUACUAUUCACAUUGUGUAGUAAGAAAAACAGCUAAACAUGAAACUAUUCACACACUUUUCAGUGUUUAUCUUCAUUCAGAAAUGCAGAAUUUCAUCUGUAAAAAAGGAGACAUAGAAAUGUAAAUGAAUUAUCAGUAUGUACAUGGAAAUAAAAAAGUCUUGUGAGUCCUCAUAUCAAAGCUGAAAUGAAAUAUUAGUGCAAAAAAUAAAUAAUAAAAAGUUAAAAUUUGAUAUAUUUACAAAAAUGUCAUUUAUGA
This is a messenger RNA of Chinchilla lanigera (long-tailed chinchilla), 2790 nucleotides long. It is a transcript of the gene Slc13a1, whose product is annotated as solute carrier family 13 (sodium/sulfate symporter), member 1. Gene Ontology annotation, cellular component: membrane. Bases 22 to 1809 code for a protein of 595 amino acids. The transcript has 15 exons. The record is from RefSeq and is a predicted model, not a curated record. NCBI's taxonomy places the organism in Eukaryota, Metazoa, Chordata, Mammalia, Rodentia, Chinchillidae. Gene Ontology annotation, biological process: monoatomic anion transmembrane transport. Gene Ontology annotation, molecular function: sodium:sulfate symporter activity.